AUGGGCUUCUUCACGGGCUUUCUUGGUGGCUUUGCCUUCACAUCCUCCGUCCUCUAUGUCACCAUUCAAGUUCAUCGCUCAACCCGCAUAUCGCAACGCAAAGCCAUCCGCGACGAGGUCGCGCAGAUCGACUGGCUGAAUUCCUCUGCUGGUGCUUAUGACCGACGCUUCCUACCUGAAGAUAUACCCCGGCGCCGGCGCGAAGAGUUGGAAGAACAGAAACGCGCUGAGCCGACUAUGAAGGAGAUCCUCAAGCAUAAGUGGAAUAAGGAAGUCGAGAUCUUGAGCAAAAAGGCUCAUGAAACGAAAUGGGAGGAUGUACGAAAUACUGCUGCAAAUGGUUGGAAAGCUGUUGCACAAGCAGUGAAACGGGAAUGA
Messenger RNA from Penicillium bovifimosum, 378 nucleotides. RefSeq names its product MICOS complex subunit Mic12 family protein. Gene Ontology annotation, cellular component: mitochondrial crista junction; MICOS complex. The record is from RefSeq and is a predicted model, not a curated record. The transcript has 2 exons. Lineage: Eukaryota; Fungi; Ascomycota; Eurotiomycetes; Eurotiales; Aspergillaceae. Gene Ontology annotation, biological process: cristae formation. The coding region runs from base 1 to 378 and encodes 125 amino acids.